This is a messenger RNA of Hyaena hyaena (striped hyena), 2355 nucleotides long. It is a transcript of the gene DCPH1, whose product is annotated as acidic residue methyltransferase 1. Gene Ontology annotation, molecular function: phosphatase activity. Gene Ontology annotation, cellular component: nucleus; cytoplasm. Gene Ontology annotation, biological process: DNA damage response. NCBI's taxonomy places the organism in Eukaryota, Metazoa, Chordata, Mammalia, Carnivora, Hyaenidae. The transcript has 5 exons. The record is from RefSeq and is a predicted model, not a curated record. The coding region runs from base 61 to 1386 and encodes 441 amino acids.
CACCGCCUCUCUUCCUGCGGCGGGUGCGACGCGAGCUUGGGCGCCGGCAGCUUGGAGACUAUGGCGGUUCCUCCGGCGUCCCUCUCGGGACGGGACGUAGGAUCAUUCGCAUAUCUUACAAUUAAAGACAGAAUACCACAGAUCUUAACCAAAGCUAUUGAUACAUUGCAUCGACAUAAAAGUGAAUUUUUUGAGAAACACGGAGAGAAAGGCACAGAAGCUGAAAAGAAAGCAAUUUCUCUUCUUUCUAAAUUACGAAACGAAUUGCAAACAGAUAAACCAAUAAUCCCCUUUGUUGAGAAGUUUGUUGAUACUGACAUAUGGAAUCAGUACCUAGAAUAUCAACAGAGUCUUAUAAAUGAAAAUGAUGGGAAACCCAGGUGGUUUUAUUCACCUUGGUUGUUUGUAGAGUGCUACAUGUAUCGUAGAAUUCAUGAAGCAAUUAUCCAAAGUCCACCAAUCGAUGACUUUGAUGUAUUUAAAGAAUCCAAAGAGCAAAAUUUCUUUGAGUCCCAGGAAUCUAUCAUCGCUUUGUGUACUCACCUACAAGAGUUGAUAAAAACUAUCAAAGACCUGGAUGAAAAUCAGCUGAAAGAUGCAUUUUUCAAACUUCUUCAGAUUUCACUGUGGGGAAAUAAGUGUGAUCUAUCCCUAUCGGGCGGGGAAACCAGUUCUCAGAUAACCAAUAUAAUAAAUUCUGUGGAGGAACUAAAACCUUUCAUUUUAGUGAAUGACAUGGAACACCUUUGGUCACUGCUUAACAACUGCAAGAAAGCAAGAGAAAAAGCGUCUGUCACUAGAGUUGAUAUUGUUCUGGACAAUUCUGGGUUUGAACUCAUUACGGAUUUAGUCUUAGCUGACUUUUUGCUGUGCUCUCAACUGGCUACUGAGAUCCAUUUUUAUGGAAAAAUUAUUCCGUGGUUUGUUUCUGAUACGACUAUCCACGAUUUUAACUGGUUAAUCGAGCAAAUGAAAGAUUCUGAUCACAAGUGGAUGGCCAGGUGCGGGGCCAGCUGGGAAAACUAUAUUACAACGGGCAGAUGGGUUUACCACGAUCAUAUGUUUUGGACUCUUCCUCACGAAUUCUGGGUCAUGUCUCAGGUCGCCCCUGACCUUUAUGCUGAACUACAAAAGGCACAGUUAAUUUUGUUCAAGGGGGAUUUGAACUACAGGAAGCUGACGGGCGAUAGGAAGUGGGGGUUCACCAUUCCGUUCCACCAGGCCCUGGCCGGCUUCCACCCUGCCCCGCUCUGCAGCGUGAGGACACUGAAGGCCGAGGUGCAGGUGGGGCUGCGGCCCGGCCAGGCCGAGCAGCUGGCAGCCUGCGAGCCCAGCUGGCUGACCACUGGGAAGUAUGGGGUAUUCCAGUUUGAUGGUCCGCUCUGACCUGCUGUAGAAACCCUCAAGUUGUACGGAAAACCUGACAGACGCUUGGCACCCCCAGCAAGGCAGGUGCGGGUUUGGUCGCGAUGCCGCUGUGCGUGGCGGUGGGGAGCUUGGCUUCUCGGUGCUCGUGAACGUGUGCUCUGGACGCCUUUCUCUUGGAGCGCUUCGCCCCACCGUGUUAUCUGGGGGGUAGAAGGAGUAAGCUAGUUCCAGAGAGUCACAUUUAUGUUGGCAUUUUAGUGUCUUUCGAGUUCAAUUCGUAAUGUCAAGUGGUAUUCAUGAACUUAUUUUUAAUUGGGCAGAAAGUAAAAUAUAAGUGAAUUCUGCAUUUAAAGUUUGUCAACAUUCUUUUGAUGCUAUGCUGCAUGGUAUUUAAUAUUCUAGGAGAGCAUGGGGUUUUAUUUGGCUUGUUUUGAGGGCUCUAAAAAGAAGGGCUCUGGGAAAACAUUUUAAAUAUGCUUUGAAAAGAGGCAUUUCUUACAGCUGUGAUAUUUGAACAGUGAAAGUAAAGAUUACCUCGUAAGUUAAUUUUCAGUUUUGUUUUCCUUGAAUUUUAUUUCCUUUUAAAUGCUCUAUUUUAUUUGCAUGCAUUUGUAUUUCAAUUGACUUGCGGAAUGGACAGCAGGAAACCCAAAAUUGAACUGGUAUUUAACUGUGAUACCUUUUACAUUCUAUUUGCAAUAUCCAUGAUCAACUGAACUGUAUUAUUUUAACACAUAAGUGCUUUAAAUGAACAGAUUUUUAGAUUGUUCUGCAGUUUUUAAAAAAAUGCUUUAGAUCACAAAGAUUCUUGUGCAUUGAAUUUGGAGUACUUCCCAACAAGUUAAUUUUUUACAUGCUUACACUUUCUGGUGACCACUUGAUCUUGAAGACUAAAAGUUUCAGGUCAGUUUGUUUUGAAACUGAAAUCAGAAAUAAACCUGAAAUGUUUUCUUGAACUGGUAUAAUAAAAUGAAUUGUAUUGAAACU